Molecule: messenger RNA, 624 nt
Organism: Homarus americanus (American lobster)
Lineage: Eukaryota; Metazoa; Arthropoda; Malacostraca; Decapoda; Nephropidae
Product: magnetosome-associated protein MamJ-like
Exons: 2
Coding region: 1-624 (207 amino acids)
Source: RefSeq, a predicted model, not a curated record
AUGCCGUAUUUGUCCGAUCAGCCAAGUGAAGCAAUGAUGGGUCUUGUUAGUACUUGGAUAGGUGACCGCCUGGCCCUAAGAAUACCAGAUGUUGCUGACAUAAGGACUUUACUAAAAAAAGCAUCUCAUGGCUUUGGCAGUUGUCCCUUGUCAAAUUGGCUGACUGUCUUUACUGUUGGUACGACCUAUCUUGUAGUCACGGCGAUGGUCAGCUGUUGGGUGGGUCAGCUCCGCGCCAUCCCCCUCCCCGACACCCCGUCAUCUGUGAUCAGCAUCCCUCCGCCUGGCAUCAAGUUCUCUCUCCCACAGGGUAAAUCUAUCUCCCUGGCCUCACCUACCGGGAAUAUUGCUUCUACCGUCCCUGUUCUUAAGGUUGUACCUCUCCCUGUUGCGAUGGCUCAACAACCUGUGCCUUCCCCUGUCAUGAUGGCAGCAGAACCUAUGCCUUCCCCUGUCAUGAUGGCUGCAGAACCUAUGCCUUCCCCUGUCAUGAUGGCAGCAGAACCUGUGCCUUCCCCUGUCAUGAUGGCUGCAGAACCUAUGCCUUCCCCUGUCAUGGUGGCUGCAGAACCUAUGCCUUCCCCUGUCAUGAUGGCUGCAGAACCUAUGCCUUCCCUGUCAUGA